Messenger RNA from Nicotiana tabacum (common tobacco), 1071 nucleotides. RefSeq names its product DNA polymerase-like. Gene Ontology annotation, biological process: DNA replication. Lineage: Eukaryota; Viridiplantae; Streptophyta; Magnoliopsida; Solanales; Solanaceae. Gene Ontology annotation, molecular function: DNA-directed DNA polymerase activity; DNA binding; nucleotide binding. The record is from RefSeq and is a predicted model, not a curated record.
AUGGGCGGUAGUAUUGAAACAUAUUUCAGUGAAGACAAUCCAAUGUAUCUAUUUGAAACUAUCCAUAAAAGGAGUAAUAAGAUGUUGUCCGACUUUCUAGAGCGGUUAGCAGUCGUAGUUCGCAAAAUUCGAUCAAUUCAUACUGUCUACUUCCACAAAUUAUCGCGAUUUGAUGGUGAAUUUGUCGAUGUUUAUUACAGUGAAGAGUUAAAAUAUGCUAGAAGCGUAGGCUACAAGGUAAUCCCUCUUUCGAGCUACAUGUUUCAAAAUAUGAAUCCCGGUAGCCCUUUCGGGGAGUUUGUUGGCUCCCUCUUUGAGAGCCGGUUAAAAGCAAGGAAAGAAGGUAAUGAUUCCAUGGCCUAUGUGUACAAGAUCCUUAUGAAUUCACUAUACGGUAGAUUUGGUAUUAACCCUGAAUCCACGCAGACAGAGGUCUACAAUUAUGAUAAAUAUAAUAAAUUAGUUAUGACAACAGGAUUCCACUAUGCUGAGAAGCUUAGUGAUGAAUACUACAUCGUUGUCUAUAAGAAUAAUACAGAAUGGGUUCCAGACAUGCAGUGGAGGCCGCCAAGGAUAACAACAGUUCAUAUAUGGGCGGCUAUCACAACAUGCACUCGUAUCCAUAUGUAUCAUUACAUUUCAAGAGAAGAUUGUUACUACACGGAUACAGACUCAGUUGUCCAUGGGAGUCCUCUUCCUGACGAUGAUGUCUCACCCACUGAAUUAGGGAAGUUUAAGCUGGAGCACAAAUUAAAUAAAGCUAUCUUUUUAGCACCAAAGGGUUAUUCUCUUUGGAUUGAUAAAAACCAGAACUUAACUAAACAUAAGGGGUUAGCUAAACCAUUGGUCAGUGAUAAGUGGUAUGAAACACAAUACGCUGAUUUAAAACUGAGUAUAGUGGCCCCUGUUGAUUCUAAUUUUCAAAUAAAUUGGGCAACACUGGACAUCAUGAAAAAGACCAAAUUAGUGAAGUUAAGUACCCCAACUAAUACCAAGAGGGAACCAGUGUAUGAUAAUAAUCAAGAUUGGGUUGAUACAAACCCGGUGAAUGUGAAAGACUACGCAAGAUAA